GUGUAUCUAUUAUCCACUAUUAUCUAUGGUACUGAAAUAACCUUAAACAUUGCUGUAUUCAAUACAAAGUUAUUCUUAACUAUUUAUUAUAAUAGCAAAAGAAUAUUGGAAAUUAUGAUAUAAAAGGAAUAACCAGGUAGUAAUGAAUGUGUCUGUUGUGGAAGAAUUUAAAAGAAGUUGGGUAACUUCUACAAUAGGAAUAAUUUUAUUCUUUUGUGGUUUAUGGCUUCUGACUUGGAAUGAGGGGCGAGCAGUGAACCAUGCUAAUUCUCUAGAUGAGGCCUUCAAUAAUGUCAUAACUAUAAAUGCUUUUGAUAAAAUUCAACCAGAAUUUGAAGGACGUCUUGUCCAUAUUAAUGGACCAAUAUCAACUAGUGAACCUUUGACUGAACCAGACUAUGGUAUUUCAAUUCAAGCAGUAAAACUCAAAAGAAGAGUUCAAAUGUACCAGUGGAUUGAAGAACGAACGCCAAGUGAUUAUUCAAAUAUUGACACUGUAGGGCAUUUUGAAAAAACAGAAGAUUCCCAUUACUAUUAUGUAACAGAAUGGAGAGAUAAACUGGUGGACAGUAGUAAUUUCUAUUUUAGACAUGGGCAUGAAAAUCCUUUAGCAAUGCCUUUAAAUAGUUUUAUUCACAUAGCACCUGUUGCUAAAGUAGGUAAUUUGAUUCUCAGCAAUGAAUUAAAACAGAAGUUUGUAAAUUAUGAAGAGGUCACAGGUGAUGAAAGACCUGAAAGAUCUGAUAUUAAACUGCAUAUGGGGAUCUAUUAUCAUUGUGAUGACGUAUGGAACCCAGAAGUAGGAGACAUUAGAGUUCAGUUUUAUUAUGCUGGCUUAAUUGGUGAAGAAGUCAGUAUAAUAGGCAUGCAAAAAGAUGGUGUUAUUGUUCCAUAUCUGACAUCAAAGGGGCAUCAAAUUCUUUUACUUAGACAUGGAAUUUUAACAGUUUCACAAAUGUUUACAGAGGAACAUAAAGAUGCUCGAAUAGAGACUUGGAAAUUACGUGGUGCCGGCGUAGCCGUUCUUUAUGCCUCAUCUAUUUGUUUAACCAGACUAAUUAGAUUAUUAAUGCUCCGUUCAACAAUACUGCGGUCAAUGGCGUUGAGUGAAAGUGGCUCAAAGUGUAGUUUUGCAGUUUCCUUGUCAGUUUCUUUACUGAUUAUGUCAACAGCUUGGAUAGUGUAUAGGCCUUGGUUGGGAGCAGCCUUACUUAUGGCUGCAUUUAGUCCUUUUAUAUAUUCUACACUUGUUCUAGUCAAAAUGGUUUUGAUUCUAUUUUGUGCUGUAUUUCUAUUGUAGGAAAUAUAAGUAAAAUAAACGAUUUAUAAGAAAAUUAUGUAA
Agrilus planipennis (emerald ash borer) is the source of this 1342-nucleotide messenger RNA. It is a transcript of the gene Tmem43, whose product is annotated as transmembrane protein 43 homolog. The transcript is spliced from 8 exons. Bases 143 to 1300 code for a protein of 385 amino acids. The record is from RefSeq and is a predicted model, not a curated record. NCBI's taxonomy places the organism in Eukaryota, Metazoa, Arthropoda, Insecta, Coleoptera, Buprestidae. Gene Ontology annotation, biological process: nuclear membrane organization. Gene Ontology annotation, cellular component: nuclear inner membrane.